Fulvia fulva is the source of this 939-nucleotide messenger RNA. RefSeq lists its product as uncharacterized. Gene Ontology annotation, molecular function: RNA binding. The record is from RefSeq and is a predicted model, not a curated record. Lineage: Eukaryota; Fungi; Ascomycota; Dothideomycetes; Mycosphaerellales; Mycosphaerellaceae. The coding region runs from base 1 to 939 and encodes 312 amino acids. The transcript has 2 exons.
AUGUCGAACACUGUCCACGUCAAGGGCAUUAGCUCCCAGACCAGCGAGAAGGAAGUCCGCGACUUCUUCAGCUUCUGUGGCAAGAUCCAGUCUCUCUCCGUCAAGCCAGAGUCCAGCGGCACCGACUCGACACAGUCUGCCACCGUCACAUUCGAGAAGGAAACCGCAGCCAAGACCGCCCUCCUCCUGGAUAACACCCAGCUCGGUCCCGCUCAGGUUCACGUCUCCGCUGCUCAGUCCCUCGACCAGAUCGCCGGCGAGAAGGCCACCGGUGCCUCCGAAGAUGAGCAUGACCUCGCCCAAGAAGACAAGCCACGUGCCCGUGUCGCAGCAGAGAUGCUCGCACAAGGCUACACACUCAGCGACCAGGUCAUCCAGCGUGCCAUUGCCCUCGACCAGCAACACGGCAUCAGCAACCGCUUCACCUCGACUCUGCAGCAGUGGGACCAGAAGUUGAAGGUCACUGAGCGUGCUCAGCAAGCCGACAAGAGCUACGGCAUCUCGCAGCGUGCCGAUGCCGGCUGGAGAGGUUUGAACUCAUACUUCGAGAAGGCUCUCGAGACCCCGACCGGCCAGAAGCUCCGCGCGUUCUACGACCAGGGUCAGAAGCAGGUCCUCGAUGUCCACAACGAGGCCAAGCACCUCCAGUCUCUCAAGGCUGGCAAAGACGGCAAGCCAGAGAAGGUUGACGGCUCAUCCGACCGCACUCAAUGCAAGUGCCAGGCCGACGCUGGUGUCUGCCAGUGUGCUCCAGGCAAGUGCGCGUGCACAAGCUGCAGCAAGAACCCAGACACCACUGUGCCUGUCGAUGCCGAGAAGGCGGAGCUCGAGAAGGUCGACGAUCAGGGCCACACCAAGUGCAACUGCGCCGGCAACGACAGCAAGUGCGCUUGCAAGCCAGGCCAGUGCAAGUGCGCCAGCUGCCCAAAGGCAUCGUAG